Tarenaya hassleriana is the source of this 1842-nucleotide messenger RNA. RefSeq names its product plant cysteine oxidase 4. The record is from RefSeq and is a predicted model, not a curated record. Gene Ontology annotation, molecular function: oxidoreductase activity, acting on single donors with incorporation of molecular oxygen, incorporation of two atoms of oxygen. NCBI's taxonomy places the organism in Eukaryota, Viridiplantae, Streptophyta, Magnoliopsida, Brassicales, Cleomaceae. The coding region runs from base 287 to 1015 and encodes 242 amino acids. The transcript has 8 exons.
AAGUUUUUUAAGACAAAAAGAAACGAAUACAAAAUUCCCCUUUUUCUCCGCUUCUCCGUCUUCGAAUUCCCAUGCCGAUUCCCUUCCUUCUUCCGCCGCUCGCUUCAGGCAAACGGUAAAAGAAGAAGGCAGCGAGUAUCUAUAUGAUGUUUUAGUAUCACCGUUGUCUGGAUUAGAGAGGUCGAACAGCUGCUGCACAUCGUUAUCUUUGACGGCUUUAGAGCCCCUUUCUCGUGAAGGAGACGUAGCUGAGGGUGCGAGAGAUUUCGGGAUCGUUUUUCAUAUAAUGCCGUAUUUUGUUCAGAGGCUUUACAGAACUUGCAAGUCAUCUUUCUCUCCCGAUGGGCCCAUGUCAGAGGAAGCCUUAGAGAAGGUUCGCAAUGUUUUAGAGAAAAUAAAGCCAUCAGAUGUUGGUCUUGAGCAGGAAGCUCAAUUGGCACGCAACAGGUCUGAGCGCAAUGGAGGUGUUCAGUCAGUCCCAGCAAUAAAGUACCUCCAUUUACAUGAGUGUGAAAGCUUCUCCAUCGGAAUCUUCUGCAUGCCACCUUCCUCUGUCAUACCACUUCAUAAUCACCCGGGGAUGACUGUGCUAAGCAAGCUGGUGUACGGUUCAUUACAUGUAAAAUCAUACGAUUGGCUUGAGGUUGAUUCGCUUGGGUCAGAUGAUGAUCCGUUACAAGGUGCAGCAAGACCCGCGAAACUGGUGAAGGACACCGAGAUGACGGCCCCUUGCCCAUCAACAGUGCUUUAUCCCACAAGCGGAGGCAACAUCCACUGUUUCAAAGCCAUAACUCACUGUGCCAUUUUCGAUAUUCUCGCGCCUCCAUACUCUUCAGAUCACGACAGACACUGCACCUACUUCCGGAAAUCCAAAAGACAAGAUCUUCCCUGCGAAGUGGAAGUGAAGGGGGGAAAGGUGGUAUCAGACGUGACAUGGCUCGAAGAAUUCCAACCGCCUGAUGAUUUUGUGAUUCGGCGAGUUCCUUACAGGGGCCCUGUUAUUAGAACUUUCUGAAAUAUAUAUAUAUAUAUAUAUAUCAUUCAGUUCCUUAUUUGGUGAAUUUGCCUCCCCCUGCAAAAUAAUGAAAACAUUUAAUCUCCAGUUGUACAUACUUGUCUGUGUGUGUGUGGGUCAAUCUAAUCGUUACGUUUGGACAUGUGCUUUGUCUCUUCUUCCCCAUCCAUUGUACUUGCACCCCCUGAUUUUGAAGUGAAAAGAAAGGGGGCGUAUCUUGAAUGUUUUUGGAAUUCCGGGGUUUGAAGUGAGAUUUUAAACUUUUUGGAAUGUUUUUGGAAUUCCAGGGUCAAAGUGAGAUUUUAAACAUUUGUUGGGGCAUAAAAGGUAAUAAAUAAAAGUUAAUAGAUAGUUUCAAUCUCCGUAGGAGGCGCGGUCUGGAUCUUCCCACGCGGCCGCGAACCGACCAGAAGGUGAUCAGUGUCCGCCAUGCGCAUCUGAUAUGUAUAUCAGUUCGGUUCGGGACCAGGACCAAGAACCCGGGAACAGACGCUGCCCAUCUCACACGAUCUCGGUCGUGAGUAGAGCCACUUCCACAAGAAGGGUGCAUCAGCUGAGGGCUCAAGGACUUGUAUCGUGCCGUAUUUUAUCCAGAGGCUGCACAAUAACUGCAAAACCUCCUCGUGCCGAGGGAAAAUGUGUAAGAAGAUGGACAUUGGACAGUGAGAGAGUGUGCGGAGACAUGUGAUGUGAGCCACUUGGAAUCAAGAAUCCAAAAUCCAUAGAGAUGCGGAGACGGUGCCUGUUUUUGCGCCGAUUCUUUCUCCAACAUGAACAUGCCUACCAACGUACAUUCGGACAAAACAUCAAAGCUGUGUUCCUUCAUC